CGGGGGCAGCGCUGGUGGCUUGCGAUAUUUCUUAAAAAAGUUACAAAAAGUUGAAACAAACUUCUGACAGCCUCCCAGAAUGGCAGACCAGAAGCGCCUUGCCUAUUCCAUCAUCCAGUUUUUACAUGACCAGCUACAGAAUGGGGGUCUGUCUCCAGAUGCUCAGGAGAGUUUGGAAGUGGCCAUCCAGUGCCUGGAGACAGCAUUUGGGGUCUCGAUGGAAGACCAAGGCCUAGCUGUGUCCCAGACUCUUCCUGAAAUAUUUGAAGCUGCUGCAGGGAAGGAGCCUGAACACAUCAGAACAAAUUCAGAGCCCAUCACCCCCUCUGAAGACGACAUAGCUGAAGCUGAAAGACUCAAGACUGAAGGAAAUGAACAAAUGAAGGCAGAAAACUUUGAAGCUGCUGUGUCUUUCUAUGGAAAAGCAAUUGAAUUAAAUCCAUCCAAUGCUGUCUAUUUCUGCAACAGAGCUGCUGCAUACAGUAAACUGGGAAAUUAUGCUGGAGCAGUGAGAGACUGUGAAAGAGCUAUAGGCAUUGACCCAAACUACAGCAAAGCUUAUGGCAGAAUGGGCUUGGCCCUCUCCAGUUUAAAUAAACACACAGAAGCUGUUGUCUACUACAAAAAAGCCCUGGAGCUGGAUCCAGACAACGACACGUACAAAUCAAACCUUAAAAUAGCUGAACAGAAAAUGAAGGAGACUCCUAGCCCAACUGGAGGUCCGGGAGGAUUUGAUUUAGCUGGCUUGCUGAACAACCCUGGCUUCAUGAGUAUGGCAUCUAACCUAAUGAACAAUCCACAAGUACAACAGCUCAUGUCUGGGAUGAUUUCAGGUGGCCACAACACCAUGGGAGCAGCAGGCACCAGCCCCUCCACGAAUGAUCUUGCCAGCCUCAUACAAGCGGGCCAGCAGUUCGCUCAGCAGAUGCAGCAGCAGAAUCCUGAACUAAUAGAGCAGCUACGAAGCCAGAUUAGGAGUCGAACUCCAAGUGCCAGUAAUGAAGAUCAGCAGGAAUGAGCGCUCCAGACUGGGUUCUCUGCAUCAGUACUGCUAGUACUGUGCCUCAGGCGCAAGGCUCAGCCCUGCGGAGUGGUGAAUGAGAACUUUCCUCGCACGCUGACUGACAAACGAGUUUCAUUUUCUAGUGUUCACGGUGGUUAAAGGGACACUUUAUUUUCUUAAAGAUUGAAUUUGCAAAUGUCUUGUCUUCCUGUCUCUGCAGCGCAGUCCGUGGGAACUAUGUUCUUUGCUUUAAAAACUGGAAGCCAUGUGCGUGUUGCCAUUUCUUGAGUUGGAAGUGUCCAAGAGGGGGAAAAAAUAAUAAUAAUGGAAAAAUACUUUAUAUGACCUGCAUGUUAAAGACAGAUUCACGCUUUCUUUCCCUAGUCUUCGUCCCUGCUCCUCCCCCUCAGCCUUUCCAUUAGUUUUUGUCUUCUGGAAGAUCCAGCAAGCUGAACACAAACCAGCAUCGACAGUCUUUCUAAAGAAACUCAGAAAAUUAACUACACUGUUACAUUUCUAUGUUAUUUGCUACAUGGGAAUUUUUUAACCCGUUUUUGAAGAAUGAUGCACUCUUCACUACAGGACGUCUUCACUUUCCCGCCCACGUGCCACUUCAAAGAAGUGUUCAAGUCCUACCUAACCCCCGUCCUGCCCCAUUUAAUCUUCCUGCCAGUUACAAGACGGUAGCAUUUGAACACUCUGGAGAUCACGGGAUCUUCUUGCUUCCAGGAACAGGGUUUCUGUUGAUUAGAUUGACUGUGUUUCUCAUUCAGGUCUGUAGCCACAUUGCCAGCGUUGUUAAUACACGGGAGUUUGGUGCUCACCUCUCAAAGGUUAGUGUAAAUGUGAUGGGGGUGGGGGGUGGGGGGGGAGGGUGGGACUGGCCAGGAAGAACAUGCCCAUGGGCGACCACCCCUCUCAUGAGCGUUUCCUGGUACACUUCUUGGGGUUCUUUCCCUGUCCUGACAAAAAUUUGUCUAGUGUUUAGUAAUUAUGGCUAUGUUGUUGGAAUGAUACAAUCUGUGAACUAGUCAGGUGGACAGUAAGAAAGAUACAAUGUUUUUGGUGUUUAAAAGGUUUGGGUUUUUUUUCUUCUGCUUUUCUCAUCUUUUAUGCAUGUAAGUAAUCAGCCUGGUUGACUGUGCUAAUGGUAGGAAUAGAGGGUGCCUGAGUAGAGAGCAGAAGGAACAAAAAUGCUGCUUGGAUAGUAAAAAAAAAAAUCAAGUGGUUGCUGGUUCAAGGUGGGGGCUUGGCGAGGAGCGGUUGUGCAUCAGUGUGUAGCAUGUGAGAUGGAGGGAGAAGCUCCUGGAGCCAACUCGAGCGACCUGCAGCUUUCCACCCCUCAAAUUACCCGUGUCGCUCCUUGGGCGAACAGAAAGCUCUGGCCAGUUCCCCUAGAAGUUGCUAGUUGAGGCCAGAGACUUUUCUAUCGACCUGAGAGUUGUUUUUUGAAGUAGUUUGAUUGUGGUGGGGAAGGCGUGUUGGUGGCCUGACUGCUCGGUGAAAAACAUCUGGUCUGAAGGUGGAUAGGUGUGAGGUGGAAAACGCCCUUUCAGGAGACCUGGCGGUGUGAGUGAGCAGGUAUAUUUGGAGAUUAAUAUCAAGAAAAUUAUUUGUAAAUGCUCCAUAAAGUAAUAUGUGGUUAAUGUAACUUGUGAAGAAUAAAAUAUUUGGACACUU
Messenger RNA from Falco peregrinus (peregrine falcon), 2683 nucleotides. It is a transcript of the gene SGTA, whose product is annotated as small glutamine rich tetratricopeptide repeat co-chaperone alpha. Gene Ontology annotation, molecular function: molecular adaptor activity; protein binding. Lineage: Eukaryota; Metazoa; Chordata; Aves; Falconiformes; Falconidae. The record is from RefSeq and is a predicted model, not a curated record. The transcript is spliced from 12 exons. The coding region runs from base 80 to 1018 and encodes 312 amino acids. Gene Ontology annotation, cellular component: membrane; TRC complex. Gene Ontology annotation, biological process: post-translational protein targeting to endoplasmic reticulum membrane.